Molecule: messenger RNA, 3103 nt
Organism: Nannospalax galili (Upper Galilee mountains blind mole rat)
Lineage: Eukaryota; Metazoa; Chordata; Mammalia; Rodentia; Spalacidae
Gene: Eri2
Product: ERI1 exoribonuclease family member 2
Exons: 5
Coding region: 569-2317 (582 amino acids)
Biological process (GO): exonucleolytic trimming to generate mature 3'-end of 5.8S rRNA from tricistronic rRNA transcript (SSU-rRNA, 5.8S rRNA, LSU-rRNA)
Molecular function (GO): 3'-5'-RNA exonuclease activity; zinc ion binding; nucleic acid binding
Source: RefSeq, a predicted model, not a curated record
CGUCCCUCUGAAGAUUUGCUUAUCUCAGUUCUGUAAAUGGAUUCAUAGGAUUCAGCAGCAGAAGAAAAUCAUUUUUGCUGCUGAGGCUUCAGAGCCCACUACUUCUGAAGUAAAAUUAUGUGCAUUUGUUACUUGGUCAGGUAAAAACCCGAGUUAUAACUCGCCUAUCACUCACAAACGGAGCAUCGGGCUGAGGAGAUGGCUCAGUAGAUAAAGCACUUGCCACACAAGCGUGAGGACUGGCAUUAGAAUCCCUAGAACCCACAUAAAAGCGGCCUGGGCACUGCAGCCAUCUAGACAAGGAAUCCCAGGAGCAGGCUGGCUGGCCAGCUGGCUGAAAGAGUAAGCUCUGGGUUCAGUGAGAAGGCCUAUCUCAGUUUAAGAAGUGGGAAACACUACAUACCUGAUGUCAGCCUUGGGCCUCCACAAGCACGCCCACAAACGUGCACGUGCACACAUACACUACACACAUAUAUAUGCAAAAAUAGGUUUUGGUAGCACUACCCCUGUUUAGUCCUUUAUUUCUAGUUUUAGUCUUGUUAAUCUAGAAUUAUACUUACUGAAUUUAAUGAACCAGGAAAAGAAAAUCAAGGGCCUCACAGAUACUAAGAAAGACUGGGACCUGGGGGUCUGCCUGGAAUAUGAGUGUAGAAGAAAACAGCUGCUAAAACCUGUGUUCUUAAGUUCUUGGAUUGACCUGAGAGCAACUUACAAGCUUUUCUAUAAAAGAAAACCCAAAGGACUAAGUGGUGCGUUACAAGAAGUGGGGAUAGAAUUCUCAGGACGAGAACAUUCUGGGUUAGAUGAUUCUCGGAAUACUGCUCUUCUUGCUUGGAAAAUGAUUAGGGAUGGUUGCCUAAUGAAAAUUACAAAGUCCUUCAGCAAGGUUCCCAUUAAGAAGAAUCCCAACACUUUGACCAGAAAUCUGAGUACAAAUCAAGUUGAAGCAACAUCUGCCUGCAACAGUAGCAUUCAGAGUCCCAGCAUAUAUCAAAAGGAGUCUAAAGGUACAGUAACUACUCAUGAAAAAGUUCAGAUGAAUUCAGUUUUUGUGACUUCUAUAAAGAAGGAGUUACAAGCAAAGAGCAGUAUGAAAACAGCUCCUCACACUGUCAUGAGUUGCUUACGUCUUUGUACUACGAAGCCCUCUACUUCUGUGGGACAGUUAUCUCCUACCUUGAAUUCACCUCUCUAUAUGCAGAAGCAAAGAAAAAGUGAACAGCUUGCAUUGAAUGCUGAUUUAAAGUCUUCAGUGUUUGGUUCCAACUUGGUACUUAUGUCUACGACCAUUCCAUCUGUUAAUCAUGUUUCUGAUGCAGAAAUCAGUUGUGCCCAUGACUGCCUACCUAUGCUGACUGAUUGGGAAGAUGGAGUUUUACUUCCAGUAUCUCAGGAUGAGCAAGAUACAGAUUGUAUGCCUCCUGUUAGUGACACAAACUUAGAUAAUUCAUUUAAUUCUGAAGGAAGACUGGUGGUUUUAAAAGACUCAGAAAUGCCAAGUAACGAAAACUUUGGAGGACUUGAAACUCCUCUUAGUGACACAAACUUAGCUAAUUCAUUUAAUUCUGAAGAAAGACCAGUGGUUUUAAAAAACUUAGAAAUGCAAAGUCAUGAAAACUUUGGAGGACUUGAAACUCCUCAAAAAAUUGAGACUUCUAAGUCUAUCAUGUAUAAGAGUCCCCACACUACAAUUUACAAUGUAAAAGAAGCCAAACAUCCAAGUUUGGAUGUUUCUACUUUUAAGUUACCUGAAUGCAAAUUAUUUACCUUUGACAGUGUUAAUGCCAGAGCAUUGCAUCCUUCAGAUUUUAGGAAACAGCCUCCUCUUUUAUGUGGUGCUAAAAGGAAUUCCCCUAGUCUCCCAGCUUCCCCCCCAGCAAAAAAGCAGACCUUCACUAUUCAUGAAGAAAAGCCUACGUCAUCUGAUUGCUCCCCAGCAAGUUCUUCCCGGAAAGUUCUUCCCUCUGUAUUAACUUCUGCGGUUAAUCUACAAGAGCCUUGGAAGUGGGGGAAGUUGACACCUCCCUUAUGCAAGUGUGGCCGAAGAUCUAAGAGGCUUACAGUUUCUAAUAAUGGACCAAACCAUGGAAAAGCCUUCUAUUGUUGCCCUGUUGGGAAAUACGAAGAAAACAGAAAAUGCUGUGGUUAUUUUAAGUGGGAACAAACACUGCAAAAGGAAAGAGCCAACAGCACAGCUCUAUCUCAUUGCACAGGAGGACUCACUUUUAGUUCUCCAGAAACAAGCCAUAUUAAUGGCAGAAAUUUAAGUUUUUCAACUAAAAAUUUUUUGCGACUCAGACCUUCAAUGAGAAAUUAAUGAACUUUUUUCUAAAUAAUAUUUUUACUUUUAGUAUAACCUUUAUAGGGUUUUUAGUGCAGGAAUGAUAAAAAACAUAGGACUUCAAGUUAUGGAGACUUAGCCUGUAGCUACACUGAAGCAGUUCACACAAACACAGGCACACAGGCGAACAAACAGAAAAGGAAAGUCAGUUUCAAAACUUUGCACUUUGAGUAGUGUGUAACAUCUGUCCGCUGCUGGUCAUGUAUGAAUCCUCAUUGUUAAACGCCGUAACAUGAGUGUUUUGGUAAUGUCUUACAUAAUUGUAUUUAUAUUUCAUAUAUUUGCUGAAUUUAUCAAACUCAUAAGGAACCACAAGUAAAAUAUUUUUAUAAACUAUAUUUAAUAAGCAACAAUAGUACAUGACCUCUGUCUUUUGUAGUUCGACCUUGAAACAAGUUUUGAACUAAAUUAUUUGAAUAAAUUGGAUAAACAUAUAACUAAUAAGUCCCUAGUCAACUUUUAGAUAAAUAUUCUAAGAAUUAAUAAUCUUCCUACUGAUAUUUUUUAGCUUUCUAAGAACUUGCAAGGAACUUAGCCUUUUUGUUCAUGGCUUAAAGAUUGAUUCUGGUUUGUUUAUCAACCUACUGAAAUUGCUCAAGUAAGUUUUGAAAACCAGUGGGGCAGAGAUUUGCUUCAGAAACUGCUUCUAAAACAUUUUAAAGUGUCUCCGCAACUGAUGAUUCUCUUUAUGUUAGCAGUUCAGAAGAACAGUGACAUUAAUGCCGAAGAAUUCACAAUUUGAGUUCAAAAGCCAUCCUCUGA